Messenger RNA from Spinacia oleracea (spinach), 1919 nucleotides. RefSeq names its product 1-acyl-sn-glycerol-3-phosphate acyltransferase BAT2, chloroplastic. NCBI's taxonomy places the organism in Eukaryota, Viridiplantae, Streptophyta, Magnoliopsida, Caryophyllales, Amaranthaceae. The coding region runs from base 321 to 1475 and encodes 384 amino acids. The transcript has 9 exons. Gene Ontology annotation, cellular component: membrane. The record is from RefSeq and is a predicted model, not a curated record. Gene Ontology annotation, molecular function: 1-acylglycerol-3-phosphate O-acyltransferase activity. Gene Ontology annotation, biological process: phosphatidic acid biosynthetic process.
AAAUAGAGAAAAGAGGUCUGAAAUAGAAACGACACAUUUCGGACCGAAAUUGAAGCAAUGUAAUAAAGAAAGCCCAUUUUCACUUUUCAUCCCACAUCUAAAUUUGACAUCAUCCACCUCAACAAACGCCAGGCCACCCACCACCUACCGCUCAAAUAGCAACCGCCAGCCACCGGAGCUGCCGUUGUAUUAAACCAGGAAGACGGAAAUUUAUAGUGUUAGUUUCGUCGGAAAGCCACCCGUAAUUUCAGGGAUCUGAGUUUGAUUCAUAAAUCAUAAUCACCGUCUUCACUCAAUCCACCGCUGUUAAAGAUUUGUUGAUGAUGGCAACGCCACCUGCCAUUGCUCACUUACCACUCGCAAUUUCCCCCGUCGGAAGUAGAGGUUUAUUUGGAUCAUGCAAUUUUAAGGGGAGUUUCUUACUUCCUGAGCGCAGGACAUCUAAGAUUUUCUUAUCGGGAACCCCUCAAUUUCUCGGACUUGAAAAUGUCAACACUUUACGUUCACAUACUUUUAAUGAGUUUGGGGCUUGUGAUAAACAUUUUUUGCGAUUGAAGAGGUCAAUGAAGUGCAGGACCUUGUGCUUCCAGAGUGUAGGUGCCUUUUGCCACUAUAUUGACCCUGCUAACAGAAGUGAGAAGUUCCAAUUCGGCAGGGAACUGCACUUACUCGAUCGGUCACUGAGACAUAUCGCAGCAAGAUCAAAUGUUGCUACAAGUGGCACUCCCGAUUUCAGCUCCCCUUUUCCAGAAGCUUCUUUUGGACCCAAGGCUAGAGGCGCUUGCUUUUAUGCUGUCACUUCCGUAGUCGCCCUCCUUCUCUUUGGGCUGAUGGUUGUUUCUCACCCUUUUGUUCUUUUAUUUGAUCGAUAUAGAAGAAGAGCUCAGUAUUUUGUUGCUAAAACGUGGGCUACUUUGACUGUCAUCCCCUUCUUUAACGUGGAAUUUGAGGGAUUGGAGAAUCUUCCUCGGCCAGAUGCACCUGCUGUUUAUGUUUCCAACCACCAGAGCUUCCUUGACAUCUAUGCUUUGCUUACUGUUGGACGGAACUUUAAGUUUAUAAGCAAAACUUCCAUUUUCUUAUUCCCUAUCAUUGGAUGGGCUAUGUAUUUUUUGGGAGUUAUACCACUAAAGCGCAUGGAUAGUCGAAGCCAACUGGAAUGUCUUAAGCGGUGUAUGGAUCUUAUCAGGGGAGGUGCAUCUGUGUUUUUUUUUCCGGAAGGAACAAGAAGUAAAGAUGGGAAGUUAGGUUCUUUCAAGAAAGGUGCAUUCAGUGUUGCAGCAAAAACUCAAGUACCAGUUGUGCCCAUGACAAUAAUUGGAACUGGCAGUAUCAUGCCUGCUGGCAAGGAGGGUUUGCUGAACCCAGGGUCUAUUAAAGUUGUAAUACACCCGUGUCUGGUCGGAAAUGAUGCGCAAGUAUUGUGUAAUCAAGCUCGGAGUGUUAUUUCGGGUACACUUGAGCAGCAAAGCUAAGAGAAUCAAGUCAUAAUGUACAGAUUUACCUGAAUCUAAACUCGCUGGACGGAUAGAUGUGUGACGGGAAGGGGUGAAGAGUUAAAGACAUCUUCAGAAAAUAAAAUACGUAUGGAAUGGCGUGCUGGAAAUGAUAGCACUUUGAGGCAAGAAAUGGAUUAGCAGGAUAGUGAUUUGGAGAAGGAAAAUGUCUUUUACAUGGGAGUUUUUCAUCCUGUGAAUAGGAUUUUCUACUCAGAAAUUGGCUAAUUAGGCUACAAAUGUAUUGUAGUUACGAUCGAGGGUAUAACAAUAUAAGUAUGUACAAGAGAUAUCUGUGUUGGUAUUCUAGGAGUGUGAUGUAAUUGCGAUUUAGGUGCAGUUUUGUGCAGAAAUUGUUGGAUGUUACAUUUUUGUAGAAGGCAUAGCAUUCAUUGAAUGAAUUAGCACUAAAUGUUGUUCGGA